AUGCCGGUGCCGCAUCUCCGCCGUGCCUCUUUGACCAGCCGGUCAUCGAGGGACCCAUCACCCGCCAGCGGCGAUGAAGAAAUUGUUGAACCGGAACAGGGGAAUGAAGACUGGGAGCGACCGGCCCAGCUCAUCCUGUCGCAUAUCAUUUCCCAACUUCGACCGGGCGCCGACUUGAGCCGAGUCGUGCUGCCCACCUUCAUCCUAGAACCGCGAUCCAUGCUCGAGCGCAUUACAAAGUACGUGUGGGCCUCUACCGCUCCCAAAGCGCUCCAGGUUGGCACGGGAUGGCCGUGCCCUGUAGCCUGGGCCAACCGGAACUUUAUGGCGCAUCCAGAGACACUUCUUCCCAUGUCGGAAAUUGACGAUCCCGUCGAACGAUUUGUCGCCGUGGUGAAAUUCUACCUAAGUGGAUGGCAUAUCAAGCCUCCCGGUGUCAAAAAGCCCUUAAAUCCUGUCCUGGGAGAGACUUUCACCUGCUACUGGGACUAUCCUGAUCAGACCCGCGGAUACUAUAUCUCCGAGCAGACCUCGCACCACCCACCCAAGUCCAGCUACUUUUUCAUAGCCCCGGAACACCACAUUCGAAUCGAUGGUACCCUGAAGCCUCGCAGCAAAUUUCUGGGAAACUCUGCCGCCAGUCUGAUGGAAGGCAUUGCGAUACUGCGCCUGCUAAAUCGGGGUCAGGACCAAAAAAAGGGAGAGAGAUAUAUUGUGACACAACCCAACAUGUACGCGCGCGGCAUCUUGUUCGGCAAAAUGAAGUAUGAGCUAGGCGAUCACAGUUAUGUGCGGUGCCCGGAAAAUCACCUUGUGGCCGAUAUUGAGUUCAAGACCAAGGGCUACUUCUCGGGCACAUACAACGCUAUUGGGGGCGUGAUCAAGAACGAGCAGACCGGUGAAGUGCUCUAUGAGUUGUCAGGCCUGUGGAAUGGCGAGAUGCACAUCAAGGAUGUCCGCAAUCAUCACAAGGAAGUACUUUUCGAUGCUACACACGCAAGACACGCCAAGCCGCGUGCGCGUCCCAUCAGUGAGCAAUCGGAGCGCGAGUCCCAGCGCUUGUGGGAACCUACGGUCAAGGCGAUCAUCGCGCAAAACCACGCUCUAGCCACAGAUGAGAAGACGAAGAUCGAAGACCGGCAACGGGAGGAGGCUGCGAAGCGUGUCGAUGACGGAGUCGAGUGGCGUCCCCGAUUGUUCCGCCAUGUGGAAGGUGGCCCCGGAGGUCGCGAUGAAGGCGAAGAGGAUCUGGACUGGAUCAUCAAUGCGGAAGUAGACGCCCAAGACCCGCAACUCGCCGUACAGCAGAUCCUGGCUAUUGCACCGAUCCUCGACGGCCAGAAAGACUCCAGCCAGUUCCAGAUUCCCCCGCAUACAUCCGAACCUAUCGAGUCUGCGACCCACAACGUGUCCGCCCAGCAGAAUGUAGCUGCUCCAACCUCGGACGCUGCCAUUCAACCUUCUCAUGCGGUUGCUCAACCGCCCAACGCUGUUGCCCAACCACCUCAGCCAGUCGCGUUGCCUCCAGAUGCCAUUGCGCAACCUCAUGUCCCAGCCGUUCAACCCCCGAGCACUGAGCUACCCAAAGGCACUGAAUCUACCGUGCCCCCAGUGGUGCAGCGAAUGGACACCGAAACGCACAAGGUGGAACAAUUCGUGGACGCCAAGGAGUCAUAG
Molecule: messenger RNA, 1677 nt
Organism: Penicillium diatomitis
Lineage: Eukaryota; Fungi; Ascomycota; Eurotiomycetes; Eurotiales; Aspergillaceae
Product: OSBP family protein
Exons: 9
Coding region: 1-1677 (558 amino acids)
Cellular component (GO): cytosol; intracellular membrane-bounded organelle; membrane
Molecular function (GO): sterol binding
Source: RefSeq, a predicted model, not a curated record